CCCCGUGUCCUGCUAUUCUCAGCCCUUUCGAAGAGUUUACUCCCCUCCUGGGUGUAGGUUCCCUUCAGGUAUUGAAAGGCUGCAAAAGAAGAGCUAAUAAAGGGAUUAGUCUGCGUAUAGAGUGGCAGGUCAUAGAAUUAAACAAAUACUGUUUAACUUCUGUUGUGAACUUCAGGUUGGUAGGCUCCUGUCAGAGCAGUAGCUGAAAGGUAAUUGUCUCAUCUCAUAAAGCUUUGCUACUGAAUUGAUGGAUUCAUCCAGUGAAUGUAGGAUGCUAUUGAUUUUGUUUAUUUUCAGACUACUUGUGCUUUUCUGCCCCCUUAUAAAGUUGGAGUUCAUUAAUUUUUGGCAUUUGGGCAGGAGUUUUUUAGCAAGAUUUUGAUUAACUCUGAGCUUUAGUUUUGCUACCUCAGUGGUGUUGCUGGGCCACUUGUGUCCUGUCUGCUUCCAUCCCUCACAUGCUGUUGCUGCUUCCUAAGGUUAAAUGAAGUACAGCUGAUAUUUGUGUGAUUUUUGUGGGGUUUUUUUCCUUCCUAUCUUCCUUCCCAUAUUUUGUUAACAGAAAGCCAAGCAUAAGCCUCAUCAACUCUUCUCAUUUAGUCUCACUUUAAAUUUUGAUAGCCUGGUGAUAAACCUGUUCUGUCAUACUCGGAAGCGAUGACACCUGAGGUGAGGUAAGACAUGACACAGUGAGGGUGGAAGAGUGGCUUAAAACAACUAUUUUUGCCAUCUUGCUGUCUUUAUUAUAUUCUCUGAUGGUAGCUGGAAACCUAAAAACACAUCUUGAAGGCUUUUGGGGUUCUACUAAGUGUAGAACUGUUUUGAAUGCUUUUUUAUUUUUGAGGAAUAACUAUUUGAAAGCAGCGUUUCUGUUGAAGGAUGUGAGGAAGACAAAUGAUAGAUAGAUGUACCAGUAUGGAUGAAAUGCAUUGACAUCUUGCUCAGCAGCUGCUGGGAAGCUCUCGAUGAGUUACUCAAUGCCUAAGUAUAUGUGAUCAUUAGCUAAUGAUAGGAAAGGGCUUUUCCUGUCCAUACUGCUUGGUUUCACAUUGGUCUUUCUGGAAUGAAGAGGGUGUGAAGAAUGGGAAAUACUCUUUGGCUUUGGAGUUGUCAUCGAAAAAAACAGGAGCUGGAGCUGCAGUCUCCAGAUUGCAUUCACCUACAGCAAUUUAUUUGGCUCCUUGUUCUACUUCUUGUUGAAUCAUUAAUCCAAUUUCCCACUGUACACUGAGGGAAUUGCAGUGUGACGUUCUUAGGAAGCUUCUUGUUUUGUUUUGUUUUGUUUUUUUUCCUUUUGCAAUGGGUUUCUUGCACAUGUGUUCCUUCUGAAAGGGAAACUUGAUCCAAGGAAUAUUAGUUAGCUGACUCUCUUUGCUGCAGGCUGUAGUGACAGCAAAUCUGGAUACUUGGAAAUGGUGACAGAGAGGAACUGCCUUGUAAGUUAGUGAGGGUGAGAGUGGUGGCUGGAUGGUCGUCCAACAAAGUAGAGGAUGCUGCUGUCAUUUGUGAGAUUGGUGCAGGGUGAGAAGCUGCGAUGAAAGAAAUACAGUCUGAUCUAUGGCCCUCAGGUGGCUGAGGAUCUUCAGAGCAGAAAGGGAAGUAAAUGUUGAAGCAGGCAGAAAGUGUAGCUUAUUCUCUUGUAGUAAUUAAAUUCAUUUUUGGGUAAAUAUGGAGCAAAGAUCAGAGUUUGUAAAUUGCUUGAACAGUAGUAAGGGAUUUGAAUGCUUUGGUUAGUAGAGGUGUCUCUUUGCUGUUGUUAAAGAUGACAUAAUAAGAAGAAAUGUUCAACGUGGCAUUCUUUUUGAUACUGCAGAAUGGAUAUAAAUUGUUAAUGCAGAACUGUUGGAUCUGCCUGACACAGACAAAGAAAUACCUGGAUUAUUUCCUUAUGGGGAAACAAAGGAGGAAAGUUCUUUCAAAUCUCACUUUGUGACACCUUGAAGCUCUGAAUCUCUUAAUCCCUACCUGUAGUCUUGCUAAUAUAAAUCUUAUUAGGUGCUUUUUCAGCGUCUUCCUUAAGUCCUUCAACUCUUGCAGUUUGUUAUGAUUCUCUUAGUCUCUCCUGUUGAAGAGCACUGUAGGAGAUAUAACUAGGUGAUCAGUGUUGCAUCAGAAGAUGAGAUGUAAUUGCCUGCCAAUGCCAGACACAGUAUGCAACUUCUACCAGGUAAUCUCUCUUUAGCUGCAGUUUACACCUACAGUAAAGCUGAGGAAGUUUGAAAUGUAUAUGGUCUUAUGCUGUCACCUCUGUCGCUCCACUUGUAAAGUGAUGUGUUUGCAAAUGCAGCCUAUAAAGGGCUGAAGCAACAUCUUCUGAAUGAAUGUGACCUACGUGGAAUGAUGUAGUAUUUGCUUCUGGCAACUUCAGGUGGACUCACUGUCACAACCCAUGCUAUUAGAAAGAGCUGUGGGUGGUGUCAGAAGAUGCUGCAGGUGAAUAGAUAAGAAUGCUAAGCUAACUUUUAUCACAUAUGGGAGUUACCAGGUCCUUAAUUUUUUGGUACCUUCCAGCAGAUCUGUGACAUUUUAUUUUGUAUUUUUUCUGCUGCUGUUGUUCUUUUUGUUGUUUCUAUCAUUUUUAUUAUUCAAGAAGUGAUCUUCCAAAUAUAAGAAGAGUGGGCAAUUUAAUAUCCUCACUUCUUCGCCUUUUUAUUGGAAGUUCUCAUUUAAAUCUUGACAUGUGUUAAAUGCUGUAUUGCUGAUCACUUUUACUGGGGGAGGGAAGGGGGGCUGGUAGAAUUAACUCCCAGAGAAAAUGAGAGCUGCUGCUGGGGAUUAAGUGUGAGGGGAAGAUUGAGGAGAGGCACUUAAAAAGCACAUUAGUGCCCCUAUAAAAGGAUAUAUAUGUGUGUGUGUGUGUGUAUAUAUAUAUACUUUUGUGAACGGUCCAUUUUAGAUGUAAUAAAUAGAGACAUCCAAAUUCAGUAUGAUCGAAGUGUGCAUCCUUCCUCCUAUUUCUGUGACAGUCUUGUAGCUAGAUCAGCAGUUAGCUGGUUUAAUAGGGGUAACCUCUAACGGUGGUUCACGUGUCACAGCCAGGCUUUGAAUGCAGCCUUUGCUGGUAAGUUUAACGUGCCUAUCAUCUCAUAGGUGACGUUCUCCAUAAAUCCUUUGUCCUUUUCAUUGAGGUGAAGGGCAGCAGGUAGCAUAGCUGUUCCAUUUUAUGCGUUUCAUUGUCUAGAAAUACGAGGAAGGAGCCCUUUGAAAAAGGACUUGGGUUCAGAGUGCUGAGGAAUUCAACUGUGAAAGGAAAUACAAAGCUGAAUUGAAAUGGAAUAGUAAAUAAAUUGAGAAAUCUGUUCUGUGGACAAGCAGGAGGGGAAACAAUGAAAAUAAGAGUGAAAUGUCAUGCUUGUGGGAGGGGAACUUGCUAUGCUUUUUUCAAGGGUUCCACACAAUUUUUUGUGAUAAUACAGAUAUUAUAGAUACAUGCAGAUUAUAUGCGUAGUGUUGCCAUAGUUCUUUUUUAUUGCUGAGCUCCCUAGAAAUGCUGCUUACUAAAGUGCGAGGAUAUCCUAACCUGCUCUUUGUUUUACUUGUUUUCUUAGUUUUUCUCGCGUGCGUUAUACAAGAAAACAAAGUUGCGUAUCUCAUUGGAUUGCUUUGAACUGCUGUAUUAUGUCUUUUUGUUUUUGUGGAUUAAGUUGUAUGCAAGAAAAACAGGAUAACAAUGAGGAAGAGAAAGUAGGAAGAAAAUUUUGUCUUGCGUAUAUCUAUGUGCAUGUACUGUGCGAGUAAGUAUGUGCAUAGAUAGAUUUUGACUGGAAACUGUUGGCCAUUCUAUUGAACUGAGAGUGUCUUAGUAAUAAUGUGUAGGGGUAGAAUUUGGGAUAUUGAAUACUGAGAAAACAUAGUUGCUGUUUUAGGGGGGAAAAUCAGUUGCCGGUAUCGAUAUUUUAAUAUAUUUGUGCUAAGUAGUCUUAUAGUUCAUUUGUGUAUCUUACAAAGAGUAACGAGUUUGCAAGGGGAGGAGGGUAGCUUUGAAAAUACAGUAAACACUGAGAACUCAGUAAGCUUAUUGUUAGACUGUAGACACGUAUACAGUUUUAAAGCUUUUUUAUAAAAAAGUUGUUUUAUAAAGUAGUUUCUUGCACUUUACCUGCUGGCUUUUCAAUUUGGUAGAUAACAGCUGAACUCCAGCAGAGUUUUAUAAUCCCCACGUGCUUAAAUAUACUAAAUGUUCUUUUUCCAUUAAGGUUAAUGUUCGUGAAGAAAUUGAAGAGUUUUUUCCAAGAAUGUGGAAGAUAAAUCAAGAUAAAAGAAGGCUAAUGAAAAGUAUUAAAGAUCAGAAAAUUAAAAUUGAAUGGGGGAAAAAAUUGAACAGAAGAUUGGUCAGAUAGAAGCACUUGAAUGUUUUUUUAAGGCUUUAAUGAAUUGUUUGAAUUGGGGAAGAAUACACGAAGUAUGAAAAAUGAAAAACUCAAUGAAGAAUGAAGAAAAGUAGAAAGCAAGAGUGAAGUAGAAUUAAAAGAAUCUGGAAGAAUGAAUGGGUCCUAGGUUAAGUAAAUGAGUCUCGCUCCCAGUCAAAAUCUCCAGCUGGGAGUCCUGCUCGUGUAAAAUCGGAGAGCAGGUCAGGAUCUCGCAGUCCAUCGAGAGCUUCCAAACAUUCUGAAUCACACUCUAGGUCAAGAUCAAAAUCGAGAUCCAGGUCCAGAAGACACUCGCACAGACGUUACACUCGCUCCAGAUCCCAUUCCCAUUCUCAUUCCCAUAGGAGACGUUCUCGAAGCAGAUCGUACACGCCAGAAUAUCGUCGUCGAAGGAGCCGUAGUCAUUCUCCAAUGUCCAACAGGAGAAGGCACACAGGCAGCAGAGCUAAUCCAGAUCCAAAUACAUGUCUUGGAGUGUUUGGUCUCAGUUUAUACACCACUGAGAGAGAUUUGCGCGAAGUCUUUUCUCGUUAUGGACCUUUGACUGGUGUCAAUGUUGUUUAUGACCAGCGGACUGGACGAUCAAGAGGAUUUGCUUUCGUUUAUUUUGAGAGAAUUGAUGAUUCUAAAGAGGCAAUGGAGCAUGCAAACGGAAUGGAGCUGGAUGGCAGGAGGAUUCGGGUGGAUUACUCCAUCACCAAGAGAGCGCAUACACCCACCCCAGGCAUCUACAUGGGCAGGCCAACGCACAGUGGAGGAGGUGGUGGUGGUGGAGCAGGUCGGCGCCGUGAUUCUUACUACGAUAGGGGGUAUGAUAGAGGAUAUGACAGAUACGAAGAAUACGACUACAGAUACAGGAGACGAUCGCCAUCGCCUUACUAUAGCAGGUACCGGUCACGGUCAAGAUCCCGCUCCUAUAGUCCAAGGCGCUACUGAAGAUCAGAAGAAGGAACAGUUGAGGACUUGAUUUUUAAAUAAAAAGUUUAGAUCUUAGCUUCCCUCUUGUUUCCCCUCCUUUUCUUCCCUUCCUUGUCCUCCAUCCAGCUAUUUUAGAAAUCCUGGGUUCAUUUAGAAUGUCCAUAUCUUCCGUUGAAGUACUCCUGUUUUCCAUCCCUCCUUAUGUAAUCCUCUUAAAUAUUGUAAUUGUAGUUUUUGUGUAGUAUAACAUCUUAAGCAAUGUUAAAUAGAAAAACCCAAAGUGUUGAUACAUUUUGGAAGUCAUUCCUAUUUUGUUUUUAAAACGAUCGGACUCCUGGCUAAUCAAAAGAGAGCAGUGAUAUUUUUAAAGCUUGCAUGUCACUUGUAAUGCGCACACUCGGAUUCUUUGAUAUCAGCCUGCAUUUCCAAGUAACUCGUUAAUCUUUCUGUUAAAAGACAAACAUUUUACUUUGAUAAACAAGUAAUGACUUCGAGCCUUUACUGUAAAGACAAAUUUAUUUAGGUAGUGAUGAACCAGAGGAGGGUUUCUUUUAUUUUGGUCAGGUAGUUGCUUUGAGUGUAGAAUAUUUGAGCUAGAGAAAAAAUGGAUAUUUGGCUGACCGGGAAGGCAGAUCCUUGUACACUGAAAAUACAGGCUGUGUUUUAUACAUUUCUGGAUAGCUACACAGUGGAAAAUAUUUGGAGUUUAAACCAUAGAAGUCCUGGGAUAUUUUUUUUUUCUUAUUGUGCUUGGUUAAAUAUUUCCCCUUAAAAAGCGCAGGAGAGAACAUCUAUUUAUUGAACAUAGCAAUUAGUUCUAUAAUUUGCUGUUCACUUAAAAACAAACAAAACCCCAGACUUUUGGUAUUGCAAUAACGAUGAAGUUUUGUUUCCAGUCCUUUUGAAAGCAUGGAUGGAAAACCUGUAACAACUUGUAAACUUUUCUUUCAAUAAAAGUAAAUUCCACUGA
This is a messenger RNA of Coturnix japonica (Japanese quail), 6258 nucleotides long. The record is from RefSeq and is a predicted model, not a curated record. Lineage: Eukaryota; Metazoa; Chordata; Aves; Galliformes; Phasianidae.